Molecule: messenger RNA, 1548 nt
Organism: Symbiodinium sp. CCMP2456
Lineage: Eukaryota; Dinophyceae; Suessiales; Symbiodiniaceae
Source: the annotation of a GenBank genome assembly
AUGGUCACAGCCACCGCCGACGCUACGUUGCGCAGCGAUGGUUUGCGGAGGCCGAAGCAGCGUACAACACCGCAGCACUGGGCCUUCCACGGAGCAUACGCUCCAGUGGAUGAGGAAAUCUUUCAGGUCGCCAAGAUUCGUGAGGGUUGCCUGCCAUCAGACCUCUCGGGAACUUUCAUCCGAAAUGGACCGAACCCCUUGUGGAAUCUCCCUGCGGAGACAUCGAACUGGCAUUGGUUUUUUGGCGCCGGAAUGGUCCAUGCGCUGCGCAUCAAAGAUGGGCAAGCUGUGUACCAGAACCAUUACCUGCGGACGAAGCAGUUUCUGGCAGACCAAGCGCAUGGUGGGCCGGUUUACGACAAAAUGGCGCACUCGACUUCCAUGGUGUCCUUCUUUGGCCGUUUUUUGCUGGAGAAGAUAGGCUUAGUGCGCAACUACGAGAGUGGACCCAGCAACACCAGCCUUGUGUACCAUAGCUCCAAGCUCCUGGCCUUGGCUGAGUCCGACCCUCCCCUCGAGGUCCGGAUCAUGGUGGACGGUCAGCUCGAGUCCAACGGCCAGUAUCCGUACAAGAAGUUCUGGAAUGCGCACCCAAAGAUUGACCCAUCCACGGGGAAUCUGCACUGGAUGAAUUACGACGUGACCGGAAUGACACCAAGGUUCAAGUAUGGCGUCAUCGGCCCUCAAGGGCAGACUCUGAGAAGCUGCUUCGGUGAGGUUCCAGGUGGACAGGCCGUGAUGAUCCACGACUGCGGCAUCACGGAAAGCUAUGCGGUCGUCAUCGCCUGUCCAGUGUUGGUGGGCGUCCAGCACUUCUCGACAGAAGCGGGCUUGUGGAAGUUCGACAAGAGCCAUGGCGCUUGGAUAGGAAUGUUCCCCCGGGAUGGUGCUGGUGGCCGGGUUGAGCCUGUGUGGUUCCCCAUUGAGCCUUGCUGGAUCUUCCAUCUUGCCAAUGCCUGGGAAGAUCAGAACUGCGUGGUUCUGGUCGUCGUGCGCUGGGAUGAGAUUGACAUGUCUGGAAACGUCAAAGCAAACCAGCGGUCCAACGUUCUAGGGGAGAAUCGAAAGAUGCUUUAUGAGUAUCGCUUCGACCUGAUCACCAAGACUGUCGAAGAGCGAUGUUUGGCAUCCGACUUUCCCACCUUGGAGUUUCCCAUUGUAAACCAGGCCACGGUCGGGCGGAAGAGCCGAUACGUUUGGGCUGCGGGCAACCAGAAGGAUGAGCCGCUAUUCCACCGCGUCGUGAAGUUCGACCUGACGGACUGCAGCUCCGUCAGCUGCGGCUGCUGCAAUGGCCCCAUGCAGCUUUCCGCCGGCGAGCCCCUGUUCAUCUCGAACGGUGCUGCAGAGGACGCUGGGUACCUGGCCACAUAUGGUGCGGAUCCCGAUGGGAAGGCUCCAAGUUUCUUCCUACUCCUCAGUGCCUCCAACUUGGACGUGCUUUGCCUUGUGGAUCUCCCCGGCCGCGUGCCUUUGGGCUUCCACUCUCUCUGGGUUUCUGAAGAGGAGAUGGCCUCUCAAGCUGAUUUGCCAAGGGCGAGACUUUGA